UAGAAAGUUUGAUGAUACAAUCGAAACGACACCAUAUCUUUCCGUAUAGAACACAUUCUCUCUUAUUCAAAGCUUUAGCACAUUACGACGCCGCGAACCUUCUCUUCCCGGAGUCUUCUGCACAAGCCAUAGCUCGCGCCCUUUUCUAGAGAGAGAAUGGGGGCUGGUCGUGAAGUAUCAAUCUCAUUGGAGGGAUUGAGUGAUAAGAACUUGAUGCAACUCAAGAAGCUCAACGUUUCCAUUUUCCCUGUUCGUUACAACGAGAAAUUAUACGCCGAUGCUCUCGCUUCCGGCGAAUUCACAAAGCUAGCAUACUACAGUGAUAUUUGUGUUGGUGCAAUUGCAUGCCGACUUGAGAAGAAGGAAGGCGGGGCUGUCCAUGCUUACAUCAUGACAUUGGGUGUUCUGGCGCCGUAUCGUGGGCUAGGUAUUGGUACAAAGCUGUUAAAUCAUGUUCUUGACCUUUGUUACAAGCAGAGCAUUUCGGAGAUCUACUUGCAUGUUCAGACAAACAAUGAAGAUGCAAUCAAUUUUUAUAAGAAGUUUGGGUUCGACAUCACAGAGACCAUCCAUAACUACUACAAAAGAAUUACCCCGCCAGACUGCCACGUUCUUACCAAGUUCAUCACUCAACCUUAAACGAAGAUAUAACAAUUCAGAACGAGGUCCUGCUGGGUUGUCGUUGAUUAUUGUUCUCUUUAGUCUUGGACUUCAUUUUUGUAUCAAUGUGCACCACCCAAUUUUUUAGGUUCUGAAAGUGCCGACAACUGCAGUUGGUAGUUAUUGACCAUUUCUUUUUCAUGUUUAUGAUAAGUUAAACUCAUUUGAUGUUGAUCUCUUUAGCCAA
Messenger RNA from Cornus florida, 847 nucleotides. RefSeq lists its product as uncharacterized. The coding region runs from base 157 to 639 and encodes 160 amino acids. Lineage: Eukaryota; Viridiplantae; Streptophyta; Magnoliopsida; Cornales; Cornaceae. Gene Ontology annotation, molecular function: N-acetyltransferase activity. Gene Ontology annotation, cellular component: cytoplasm; NatA complex. The transcript is spliced from 4 exons. The record is from RefSeq and is a predicted model, not a curated record. Gene Ontology annotation, biological process: mitotic sister chromatid cohesion.